Eutrema salsugineum is the source of this 525-nucleotide messenger RNA. RefSeq lists its product as uncharacterized. Gene Ontology annotation, molecular function: nucleic acid binding; RNA-DNA hybrid ribonuclease activity. The record is from RefSeq and is a predicted model, not a curated record. Lineage: Eukaryota; Viridiplantae; Streptophyta; Magnoliopsida; Brassicales; Brassicaceae. The transcript has a single exon. The coding region runs from base 1 to 525 and encodes 174 amino acids.
AUGAACGACAAGAUCUUUAACGGAAAAGAAAUUUCCCCGGUAGAUACCUUAAUCCAGGCAAAGAUUGAAGCAGAAAGCUGGAGGAGUGCAAACAAACCGGAAGUAGACGAGGACGCAAUAGACGAGAUUACUCCCAUUCCUCUAACUCCGUUAUCUCUACCUGAUGCUCAGAGGUUCCCGAUCUGCCAGGUCGAUGCAUCUUGGAUAGAGAACGGCCUAGUGAGUGGGCUCAGGUGGAGUCUUAGGAAGGAUAGGAGUGAAGAGAUCUUUGGCCUUCAGGGCUGUCGGAGAAGCCUUUCGGCCCUUCAUGCCGAAUUGGAGAGCCUCUUAUGGGCAAUGUCUUGCGCGAGAGAUAGACAUAUUAUAUCCGUCCACUUUCAGACCGACUGCUUGGAUCUGGUAAGCAUGGCAGAAUCUCCAUCAGACUGGUCAUCCUUCCUUUCAGAGUUGGAAAUCUUUCGGACAUUACGAGAAAGCUUUUUGGACUUCACUCUCUCCCAUAUCUCCAGGAGUUCAAAUGUCUGA